CAGUGUGCAGUGUGCGGGAGCCAUUAUUUUAAAAUGCUGUAUUGGCACUGCGUGAUGCGGCGAGAUGUCCGAUAUCUUUCUGGUGGAGUGUCUACGUCUACGGCUACGGAUACGUCGUAGACAUUGUCUAUCGCCAAAAUCCCGGGCGGGAUCGUACUUUGUUAAAGUCGAUCAAGAUCCUGGGGAGUGGGGCGUCUCAUCGUCGCCAGUCGUCGUUUGUGUCAAGCUGAUCAAGCACAGGAGCAUCCAAAAUUCCGAAUAGUAACGGUUAUAAUUUUUCGGGCAUACGGUACAACUGUAGAAAAGUAUCACCGCGCAGUAGAAACGCACCAAGAUCAAUCAAAGAAAAUACGCACGUUUGGACGUUGAAAUUCCAUCGAGCAGCAUCGCCAGGAAGAGAGAAAGCGCGAGACCAAAAAGGAAAAAUACGCUAGGACGCCGUUCUCGCAGCGCUUCCACUUUCCGAAGUCACUUCCGAUUCCAGUGAAGUGGCGCCAAGGACCAUGUUCUGUGAUAGACCGUGGUAGGUUAGGCACAAACUGGCUCGAGAUACCUAGUCGAGAUCUUGAACUCUUGCGCCUUCGCAAAUGAAGAUGAGCGGGGAUAUGUUCGAGGGGAAGGAUUAUCCGACUCAGUGGGCGCUCAAUCCUUCCGCUUAUCAAAACAUGAGUAACGAUCAAGUGGAUUGGGCUGCUCUGGCGCAGCAGUGGAUAAAGAUGAAGGAAACUGUCGUGCCACCAGCUCCACCACCACCCAGCAUAAAUCCUAUAUGUUCUGCGAAUGAUGGUAGUGGAGAGGCACCAAUGGACAUGGAUACUAAGGACGAUGACGUGCCUCCAGCACCACCUGCACCGACCAUCAGUGGAUCUGAAGCCUGGACUCAAUGGAACCAAUGGGGUCACUGGAACGCCUCAACAUCUGGAACUGGGAAUUGGGAAUGGAGUGGCGUUCCUCCUCCGGGUGUUACUGUAGAUCCCGAUGGCAAACCAAUUGGACUUCCAGCCGUACCGGUUAUUCCACCUGCACCAACGAUAUCGACCACUACUGAUUUCAACACACCUCCCCCUGCGCCGUCGCUGUACUCGUAUAAUUCGGUGCCACCUGGACAACCAUACAAUCAGGUUUCUAACUAUUGGUCUGGUGAGCCACCUAAUGCAAUAUCACCACAACCGCUUCCUUUUAUGAAGGGCAUGAGGCAUGCAAGUAGAGGACCUCACAUGAGAGCGAUGGAUUCUAUUCGAGUUCGAGAUGACAGAGAAAAGACUCCAGAGGAAGAUACUACUACAACUAUAGAUGCCGCAAAACGAAGACAGUUGCCGGCAUGGAUCCGCGAAGGUCUGGAGAAGAUGGAGAAGGAGAAACAGAAAGCCAUGGAGAAAGAAAGACUAGAGAUACUGAGAAAGCAGGAAUUAGAAGCUCGCAAGCAAGCAGAGGAUGAGGCGCGUGCAGUGCUCAAUCCGAGCAAGAGUAAAUUUGAUUCGGAUUCGGAAAAGGAAACCGAGCAGGAUUUCGAUACGAGUAACGCACGCGGACAACAAUCUGUGGAAAAGAGCUACGAUCGCACCCCGGAUAUCAUUGUUCGGCCGCGAAAAUCACGAUUCAAGGACGCCGAUUCGCCCGAGUCUCAUACGGGACCCGAUGAGAGUCCGACUGCUGCGAUUAGUAUGGUUCCGAUUGUGCAGAAACGGUCUCGAGAGGAAAUUUUACAGGAUGUGAUGUUGAAAGUGAGGAGAUCAUUGACGGAAAUACUUCUGGAAGUGACGAACGAAGAAAUUGGUGCGGUAUGCAGGGAGGUUUGGAGCCGCGCACGUGCCAAAGUCCCUGCAGGAGAGACCCCCGUCGCAUCCCUCAACAUGGCCCCUCUUGCUCAGAUCACUCACGAAUCACUCGGUCUGAGCAUCUAUAACGACAGUAACAGCGAGUCCGAGGAGGAACAGAGUGAACACGCGCAGAUUCAGAAUGAUGAUAGCGAUGAAGAGUUGAAGGAAACACUGAGACGGCGACAGCAGGCAUUUCGCAAGACAGAGGAGGAGAUCGAGGCACGGCUCGCCGAGGAAGAGGAGGAGGAGGAGCAGCGUAGCGAAGAGCAGUACAGUAAUAAGCAACAGGAAAAUCAUACCGGUAAUACUAGCUGCCGAGAGUCAGUUGAUGAAAAAGAAACGGUAGAUAAUCAGAGAGAAGCGUCCGAGACUUUGUCGAGCGGCGGUCAAAGCCCAACAGCGGCGGUGCCGCAGAACGCGCCGGCGGCCGACGGCCAGCAGGUAGCGAAGCCGAGCAGCACCGUAUCGGGAUCCGCCGAUUCUGAGUCAAGCAGCACCGAGUCCACGAGCAGCUUGUCUGAGUCGAGCCGCGAAUCCGCGCCCAAGAAGCAUCACGAGAAAGCGCGCAAACAACAGUCGCAGCAGCAACAGCAUCAACAGCGUUACAAUCGACGGCGGAAGUCUAAGAGCAGGAGCAAGUCACGAAGUGGUAGACGGUCCAUCAGGUCAUCGCGCUCAUCCGAACGCGGCGGCGGUGGCGGCGGCGGCGGCGGCGGCGGUGGUGGCAGCGGCGGCGGCGUCGGCGGCGGGAGCGGUUCUGGCGGUGGUGGUAGUGGUGGUGGUGUUGGUAGUGGUGGUGGUAGCCACAAGCGCCGGUCGCGUUCGAGAUCAGCGAAAUCACGGAAGGACUAUCGCUCACGAUCCUCCAGCAAUCACAGAUCCAGCAGAAAGCGUCGCACGCGGUCGCGCGACAGGAAGCGUGUGAGAUCACGUUCGCGCAGCUACCGUCGCUCUAGAUCCACGUCCAACGACAGAAAGUGGUCUUCGCGGUCGCACUCUCGUAGAUGGAAAUCGCGCUCACAUUCCAGAGAAAGGCGACGAGGUACUCGGUCGCGCAGCAAGUCGCGCGGAACGAAACGCGGAAGAUCGCGCUCGAGAACGCGCAGCCGUUCGCGGGAUCACAGACGGUCAAGGUCCUACGUUUCCGGGAGGAGCCAACGGCGGGGCAGUCGAUCCAGAUCGCGAGACCGAAGUAGAAAGUCACGGUCCAAGUCGAGCUAUCGUGAUGGUAAGAAGUCGUCACAUCGAUACAGGAAUUGAGGUCAGGAUCCGCUCCUAGCCAAGCAUCUUCUACUGGCUUCUACUGGACUUCAACAUUUUACUAUGAUUCAGUUCGUCAACAUACACAGCAUUGUGGUACAGUUGCAAUUUUGAAUACGCGUUCUCAAUCUCUUAUCUCAGAUAGUAAAAAAGUCAAUGCUACGUAAUAAAUAGUAGGUACUGAUAGCUUUAUGUUAUAGACUCGUCUAAUAUUACUUGCUCUAAUGUACAAAAGUAUAUCUUUCUUUUCUAAAAAAAGGCACACGUAAUCAAAAUUUAUACGAUUACGAGAAAGACGAACGUGAAAUAAAAUUAAUGCAAAAUUAGUUGAAGUAGUUUUCGUGUCUUCCCUGAAGCAACUCCUAGUU
Messenger RNA from Trachymyrmex septentrionalis, 3448 nucleotides. RefSeq names its product arginine/serine-rich protein PNISR. NCBI's taxonomy places the organism in Eukaryota, Metazoa, Arthropoda, Insecta, Hymenoptera, Formicidae. Gene Ontology annotation, cellular component: nuclear speck; presynaptic active zone. The record is from RefSeq and is a predicted model, not a curated record. Gene Ontology annotation, molecular function: RNA binding. The coding region runs from base 588 to 3080 and encodes 830 amino acids. The transcript has 12 exons.